Pangasianodon hypophthalmus (striped catfish) is the source of this 3134-nucleotide messenger RNA. RefSeq names its product guanine nucleotide binding protein (G protein), alpha transducing activity polypeptide 2 (gene gnat2). The transcript has 10 exons. Gene Ontology annotation, cellular component: photoreceptor inner segment; heterotrimeric G-protein complex; photoreceptor outer segment. Gene Ontology annotation, biological process: detection of chemical stimulus involved in sensory perception of bitter taste; adenylate cyclase-modulating G protein-coupled receptor signaling pathway. Gene Ontology annotation, molecular function: GTP binding; GTPase activity; G-protein beta/gamma-subunit complex binding. The coding region runs from base 893 to 1957 and encodes 354 amino acids. The record is from RefSeq and is a predicted model, not a curated record. NCBI's taxonomy places the organism in Eukaryota, Metazoa, Chordata, Actinopteri, Siluriformes, Pangasiidae.
CAGGUCCAGAGCUCCAGUUAAUGUUCACAUCAAACAUAAGAAUAGAGGAAAAUGUGAUCUCAGUGACUUUUACCGUGGCAUGGUUGUUGGUUGCCAUAUGGUGCCAGAUGGUGCCAGGGCUGGUUUGAAUAUUUCAGAAAGUGCUGUUUUCAUGGGAAUAUAACUCACAAAGUCUCUAGACUUUACACAGAAUGGUGCAAACAACAACAACAACAACAACAACAACAAAACAUCCAGUGAGCAGCAGUUCUGUGGGUGGAAAUGCCUAGUUGAGAAUACGGGAGAAUGGCCAGACUGGUUUGAGUUGACAGGAAGUCUACAGCAACUCAAAUAACUUCUCUUAACAAACACGGUGAGCGGAAAAGGAUCUCACAAUGUACGACAUGUCGAGUUUUGAGGCAGAUGGGCUACAACAGCAGAAGACCACAUUGGGUUCCACUCAUGUCAGCCAAGAACAGGAAUCUGAGGCUGCAGUGGGCAAAGUUCACUGAGUUCACUGAAACUUAAAACUGAAAAAAGAAGACCCAUACUAAACCCAUACUAUUAGCCUUUAAAAACACCAACACAAGAUGUUGGGCACAAAGUGUCCCACAGGAUCAUAGUUUUCCGUAGUUUUAAAGCCUUGUCCUAUUUGCCAAGCUAAUUGGAUUGGCUGGUUCAGACGGAAAGGUCAGUAAAACCCUCCCCAAUCCUGAACUAAAGCAUUAGGCCUGACAGAGAAGAAUUAGAGCGUAUAGACCUUCAGUUCUCUCUGGGCUUUCAGCACUUUACAUCUGAUCAUCUAACCUAAGGGCAGUCAGGGAGAGUCAACCACACCUACAGCAGGUUACGCAGACUUUGCAGGAUCUUCUCUUUGACAGGAGCUUGACAGGGAAGGGAAAGAGGAAGAGACAUGGGCAGUGGAGCAAGUGCUGAGGACAAGGAAAUGGCCAAAAGGUCCAAAGAGCUGGAAAAGCAGCUACAGGAAGACGCAGAUAAGGAAGCAAGGACGGUCAAGUUGCUACUGCUGGGUGCUGGUGAAUCAGGGAAGAGCACCAUUGUAAAACAAAUGAAAAUUCUCCAUCAAGGUGGUUACACUAAGGAAGAACAAAUUGCAUUUAAAGCCAUCAUCUAUGGCAACAUCCUGCAGUCUGCACUGGCCCUCAUCAGAGGCAUGGAAAUGCUUGGAAUUAACUACGGAUCACCAGCAUCACAGGAAGAUGGUCAGAAAUUGCAGAACCUAGCGGACUCAACUGAAGAUGGCACAAUGCCCAAGGAGCUGGCAGAUGUCAUCAAAAGACUGUGGAAGGACUCAGGCGUGCAGGCUGCAUAUGAGAGAGCAGCCGAGUAUCAGCUCAAUGACUCUGCUGGCUAUUACCUGAGUGACAUGGACAGAAUCUGUGGUGCUGAUUACAUCCCAACAGAGCAGGAUGUGCUAAGGUCUCGAGUCAAAACCACUGGUAUCAUUGAAGAACAGUUUUCCUGCAAAGAGCUGCACUUUAGGAUGUUCGAUGUGGGAGGCCAAAGGUCAGAGAGGAAGAAAUGGAUCCACUGUUUUGAGGGGGUGACCUGCAUUAUCUUUUGUGGAGCUCUGAGUGCUUAUGACAUGGUGUUGGUAGAGGAUGAUGAAGUGAACCGCAUGCAUGAGAGUCUUCAUCUAUUCAACAGCAUCUGCAACCACAGGUUCUUCGCAAAAACUUCUAUUGUGCUUUUUCUCAACAAGAAAGAUCUCUUUGAGCAGAAGAUCCAGAAAGUUCACCUCAGCAUCUGCUUCCCUGAAUAUAAUGGUCCGAACACAUAUGACGACGCUAGCCUUUACAUCAAGAAGCAGUUUGAGGAACUGAACAUGAAGAAAGGUGAAAAAGAAAUCUACUCGCACAUGACCUGUGCCACUGACACAAAAAACGUGGAAAUCGUGUUCAAUGCUGUGACAGACAUCAUCAUCAAAGAAAACCUUAAGGAUUGUGGUCUGUUCUAAAAAAAAAUGGCCAUGUUUUCAGAAGUUUUGCCCUAUCCCCUAUAAAUGACUCUGAAGACUCGCAGAUGGCAUGAUGGUAAUCGCUACUGCAAGAUGUAAAGAGUGGUCAGACGCCCUUCAUAAAUAAUCAACGUACCGGACAUUGAAGGCUCCAUCCAAACAGACAAGAAUCCAGUCUUUCCAGUAUAGAGCUAAAAUUAUUCGGUUGAGUACAAAAUUCUAUUUCUAACUGGCAUUUGAAAAGAAAGCAUGUUGUUUUCAGGUUGAAGCUGCUGGUACAGACUGGGAAUAGAUGUUUUUCUGCUUAAUAUAAAAUGAUAUAAAAGGCUAAUAUGUUAGACACCCAUGACACUUUGAUUAAGAAUGUAAUUUGUUUGAUGUACAGUGUUGAGGACUUUCUCGUAAAAGUACAUUUUCAAUGGGAUCAGCAUGCUGUACAAUAUGUGAACCCUUUUUCCCUCUAGUUUAAAAUAUAGUAGGGGGUUAAUUUGUAAAUAAGAAUAGUCAAGUACAUUUCUAUUUCAGAGAAGCUUCUAUAUUAAUAUGUUUAAAGAAAUAACCAAAUGUUUAAUUGUAAAAAUGAAGACCAUGAUACUCUAGCAGUCUGUGGUUUGGAAAUCUGAUUAUUCUGUGAAGAUGUUCUGGACUAAAAAAUGUAGGAACAUGAAAUAAAGAUGUGCAUCAAUUCCACUGGCUUUUGGUGUCAUCUGAAUAAACACAGCAUAAUGUUACUGAAUGACUGUAUUUAAUUAACCACCAAUAUGUUUAACGAGGGGAAAAAAGAUCUCCUAAUGUAGAAAGAAGUGCAUUGUGCAUAAAACAUAUUCUAACCUUAAAACACUCUGAAUUUAUUGCAAUAUUGUGUAAUAUUUUUAAUAACAGGGAUAUCAAAAGCUCAAUUACUAAGUAUUCCAAAAUAAUCUACAGAAUUAGUAUAUUAUUUUAUAUCAAUUGCUACUUUUGCCAUCUUUUGUAUUCCAUCAGGAUAAGAGAGAAUUUUCCACAAUUAAGGGUGCCAAGAAAUUUCAUGUACUUCCAUAGUUUACAGCCAUACCAUAGAGCAGGCUUACCACUCUCCAUUUUAAUAUAAACCACAAUGUACAAUGGAUAUAAAUCGACUACACAUUCCUGUUAAAAUGGCAGGUUGUUGUGAUGAAUAAAAUGAAACCAUGAUCAA